Messenger RNA from Trachemys scripta elegans, 1610 nucleotides. RefSeq names its product cytochrome P450 2B4-like. Gene Ontology annotation, biological process: xenobiotic metabolic process. Gene Ontology annotation, cellular component: intracellular membrane-bounded organelle; cytoplasm. The transcript has 9 exons. The record is from RefSeq and is a predicted model, not a curated record. The coding region runs from base 4 to 1488 and encodes 494 amino acids. NCBI's taxonomy places the organism in Eukaryota, Metazoa, Chordata, Testudines, Emydidae. Gene Ontology annotation, molecular function: heme binding; iron ion binding; oxidoreductase activity, acting on paired donors, with incorporation or reduction of molecular oxygen, reduced flavin or flavoprotein as one donor, and incorporation of one atom of oxygen.
ACCAUGGAUCUCUGGCCCGGCUUCACCUUCCCGCUGAUCCUGCUCACGGCCUUCUUGCUUUUUCUGCUGUGGAGGGGGCACCAGGCCGGGCGGAGGAGCCUGCCCCCGGGCCCAUGCCCACUGCCCCUCCUGGGCAACUUGCCGCAGUUGUGGGGACCGUCGUUGUUACGCUCUCUGCUGGAGCUCCGAGACAAGUACGGCCCAGUGUUCACCAUCUACUUGGGGGCGCAGCGGGCCGUGGUGCUGUGGGGCUACGAGGCGGUGAAGGAAGCCCUGGUGGACCAAGCGGAGGAGUUCGGUGGCCGAGAGGGGUUAGCUCUUGUGGACAGGACCAGCAAGGGCAAUGGGCUUUUCUUCAGCAACGGGGAGACGUGGCGCCAGAUGCGCCGGUUUGCCCUCAGCACCCUGAGGGAUUUCGGGAUGGGGAAGAGGAGCAUCGAGGAGCGGAUCCAGGAGGAAGUCCGGUACCUGCUGGAGGAGUUCAGGAAGACAGAAGGGAUGCCCUUGGACCCCACCUUCAUGCUGCGGCGCUCCGUCUCCAACGUCAUCUGCUCCGUGGUCUUCGGGGCGCGGUUCAGCUACGAGGAUGAGGAGUUCCAGACGCUGCUCGACCUGAUCCAGGCGAACGUCCGGCGCGUGGACACCAUCUGGGUGCAGCUCUACAACCUCUUCCCCGCCAUCAUGAACCACCUGCCCGGCCCUCACAACCGGCUCUUCGAGAACUUCGAGGAGCAGAAGCGCUACGUGGCCAGGGUCGUCCGGAAGCACAAAGAGACCCUGGACCCGUCCUCCCCGCGGGACUACACAGACGCCUUCCUGAUCCGGAUGCAGCAGGAGGAAAACGAUCCGGACACCAAAUUCCACCACGAAAAUUUGAUCCUCUCGUCACUGGAUUUAUUUUUCGCAGGCACGGAAACCACCAGCACCACGCUGAGAUAUGGGCUGCUGAUUCUGCUGAAGUAUCCUCACGUCACAGAAAGAAUUCAGGAGGAGAUUGAGCGAGUCAUCGGCCAGGACCGCACCCUGGGCAUGGAGGACAGGUCCAAGAUGCCCUACACCGACGCUGUGAUCCAUGAGAUUCAGAGGUUCGCGGACAUCAUUCCUCUGGGCGUUCCCCACUCGGUGACACGGGACACCCGGUUCAGGGGAUACGCCAUCCCUAAGGGCACGGCCAUCUUUCCCGUCUUGCAUUCCGUCCUGCACGACCCCGCGCAAUUCGAAGACCCGGAGACCUUCGACCCCGGGCAUUUCCUGGACGAGGCGGGUGGAUUUCAGAAGAACGCGGCAUUCAUGGCCUUCUCCGCAGGGAAGCGGGCGUGUCCCGGCGAGGGCCUGGCCCGCAUGGAGCUCUUCCUCUACUUCACCUCCAUCCUGCAGCGCUUCGCCCUCCGCUCGCCUGCCCACCCGCAGGACCUCGACAUCACCCCCGAGUACCACGGCUUCGGCAAGGUGCCGCGCGGGUAUCAGCUGCAGCUCGUCCCCCGCUGAACGCCAGCAGCCAUGCCACGGCGGUCAGGCCCAGUUCCCCGUCGGCCUGCACCUCGCACAGCGCGUUACACGGGUGCAAAACACUAUCGGGGCCAGGCAGAAGCAUUGUGCACAUGAGAAAA